Messenger RNA from Acipenser ruthenus (sterlet), 1839 nucleotides. RefSeq names its product claudin-4-like. Gene Ontology annotation, biological process: cell adhesion; bicellular tight junction assembly. The coding region runs from base 132 to 1262 and encodes 376 amino acids. NCBI's taxonomy places the organism in Eukaryota, Metazoa, Chordata, Actinopteri, Acipenseriformes, Acipenseridae. Gene Ontology annotation, cellular component: bicellular tight junction; plasma membrane. The transcript has 2 exons. The record is from RefSeq and is a predicted model, not a curated record. Gene Ontology annotation, molecular function: structural molecule activity.
AUAAUUACCAGCUCACUCCUUUUCAGUAAACACUUUUGAGGCCACUUCUCUGGGGAAACACCAUUAGUAGAGCAUUGAUACUGAGUUUUUGGAGCUUUUGAAGCAAAAGAAGAAAACCAAAAAACAAAGCCAUGGCUGCUGUUGGGAUUCAGAUUCUGGGCAUUGCCCUAGCCAUAAUCGGAUGGAUUGGAACUAUUGUCAUCUGUGCUCUGCCCAUGUGGAAGGUGACGGCUUUCAUCGGCAGUAACAUUGUGACAUCUCAGACCAUCUGGGAGGGACUCUGGAUGAACUGUGUGGUGCAGAGCACCGGGCAGAUGCAGUGCAAGAUCUACGACUCCUUGCUGGCUCUCCCUCAGGAUCUCCAGGCAGCCCGGGCCUUGGUUGUGAUUUCUCUUUUGGUGGCCAUUUUUGCUCUCCUGCUGUCCAUCGUUGGAGGAAAGUGCACCAACUGCGUGGAGGACGAAUCCACCAAAGCCAAGAUCUGCAUUGUCUCAGGCAUCAUCUUCAUCAUUGCUGGAGUCCUCACCAUGAUCCCUGUCUGCUGGUCUGCCAACACCAUCAUCAGGGACUUCUACAACCCUUUGCUCACUGAUGCCCAAAGAAGGGAGCUUGGCGCUUCAUUCAUUCUGAUGGCAUCUGUUGGGAUUCAGAUUCUGGGCAUUGCCCUAGCCAUAAUCGGAUGGAUUGGAACUAUUAUCAUCUGUGCUCUGCCCAUGUGGAAGGUGACGGCUUUCAUCGGCAGCAACAUUGUGACAUCUCAGACCAUCUGGGAGGGACUCUGGAUGAACUGUGUGGUGCAGAGCACCGGGCAGAUGCAGUGCAAGAUCUACGACUCCAUGCUGGCUCUCCCUCAGGAUCUCCAGGCAGCCCGAGCCUUGGUUGUGAUUGCUCUUUUGGUGGCCCUUUUUGCUCUCCUGUUGUCUGUUGUUGGAGGAAAGUGCACCAACUGCGUGGAAGACGAAUCCACCAAAGCCAAGAUCUGCAUUGUCUCAGGCAUCAUCUUCAUCAUUGCUGGAGUCCUCACCAUGAUCCCUGUCUGCUGGUCUGCCAACACCAUCAUCAGGGACUUCUACAACCCUUUGCUCACUGAUGCCCAAAGAAGGGAGCUUGGCGCUUCAUUGUACAUUGGAUGGGGUGCUGCUGCUCUUCUGAUCCUUGGAGGAGGUCUGCUCUGCUGCAGCUGUCCCCCUCGGGAAAACCAGCCCUACUCUACUAAAUAUUCUGCUGCCAGAUCUACAGCUACAAGCAAGGCUUACGUGUGAAACUUAACAAGAGUUAAAGAAAGGACAUGUUGUAGUUGGACUGUGCGUAUGUGUCAGUUUUCUACCUUCUCCUGCCUUUUUGUUUGUGUGUAAUUGUGUGCUUUCAUCUGCUUUGCUACUUUGUACAUAAAAAUGCUAAAAUAUGGUACUUCAUUAUGUUAAAAAGUGCCACUAAUACAUGAAUUUGCUGGCUCAUUUGUAUAUCAGGUACAUCUAACUGCUAGCAUUUGCAAGUAAGAAAAAACAGGGAAAUAUUUUACAGCUUUAGAAAUAAUUACAUUUUUGAUGGCCGUGCUCAGAAUAAGUGUUUAUUUUAUGUAUAAAAAACUGUGAGAAACAACUUGGAAUAGAAGUUUGGAACUUUUAGAAAGUUUUCUACAAGAGCCUAACUUAUUUUUGGAAGCUAGUAAAGUGGAAGCAUUAUUUUUUAAAUACAUUUCAGAAUUUUAGCAAUGCAAACAUUUAAUUUGUGAUUUUUCAGAUAACCAUGCAUAUUUAGUUUAUUAAGAAACUUUUUGUCUUUGAGUAGAUUCAUAUUAUUGGAUCGACAAUAAAAAAAAAAAAAAUUAUAUUUGCA